This is a messenger RNA of Diprion similis, 1756 nucleotides long. RefSeq names its product 4-coumarate--CoA ligase 1-like. Gene Ontology annotation, biological process: long-chain fatty acid metabolic process; fatty-acyl-CoA biosynthetic process. Gene Ontology annotation, molecular function: long-chain fatty acid-CoA ligase activity. Lineage: Eukaryota; Metazoa; Arthropoda; Insecta; Hymenoptera; Diprionidae. The coding region runs from base 131 to 1756 and encodes 541 amino acids. The record is from RefSeq and is a predicted model, not a curated record. The transcript is spliced from 7 exons.
CAGUUCAAACCUCUUAUUUACUGGUUUCGCAGGGAUUUGAGACCGAUUUGCAAGUUUGCACUUAUUUUAUCGUGUAUAAUAUAACAAGUUCGGAAAUUUAGCAAGCUAAUUUUUUAUUCGGAACGCUAAAAUGGACGAUUCAGGCUUUACGAUCGAAAACAAUAUACUCAAAGGUAAAGAGAUUCCUUGUACCGAUUUCGAAUACGGUAGUAUCGGAGAAAUGAUACUAGCUAAACUGGAAAGUAAUCCAGAUUUCGUUGGACAAAUUGAUGGUACCACCGGUGAUAAACAAACCUACGAGCAAAUGCGAGACAGAAGUGUCAGGUGUGCCUUGUGGAUGAAGACACAGGGUUUACUCCCAGGGGACGUCGUGGCAAUUUGUUGUCACAAUCAGUUGGAUGUUGCAAUGCCAUGUUUUGCAGCCCUCUAUCUCGGAGCCAUAUUUAACCCAUUGGACCCUGGAAUGAACGCCAAGGAUUUUCGUAACAUAAUGACUAUCACGAGACCAAAAAUGGCGUUCGUAAACGAAGCAUCAGCCGUGGCGAUCGCUCAAGCGGCGAAAGAAGCGAAUCUCGACAUGAAAACUGUAGUUUUCGGUCGAGUUUCCGGCUUUCCUACAUUCGAAACCAUAAUCGCUGAACCAGGAAUCAACGAAGUUCAAGACUUCCGGUGCACAGCGAUUGCAAAUCCUAACGAGACUGCAAUAAUUAUGUGUACAUCUGGGACUUCAGGCUUUCCAAAAGGUGUUGCAUUAGCCCACACCGUUAUUCUCAAAACUUUACAGCGGGAUGUUCGCACAGCAUCAAGUAACGUAAAAGUUCUAGUCUUCACGCCGCUAGCAUGGCUCAGCGGAGUAUUCGCCAUGCUUUUAGCUGUGGGUAAAAAUUCAACUAAGAUUGUACCGCCAGCAUUCGAAGAGUACACAGCAGGCGAACUUCUCGAAAGACUCAAAAUACAAUCAGUUUUUCUGGCCCCAAACAUGAUCAACAGACUAUUGAAAUCCGACGCUUUGAACAAGUACGAUCUCUCCGGUAUUAAAUCUGUCAUUUGUGGUGGAGCCAGCCUUUCUGCUGCGUCUCGAAAUGCAUUUGCUAAAAAAUUAUCAGGCGCUUCCAUCCUAGUUGGCUAUGGCAUGACAGAACUAGGAUGUGGUACAUCGAUGCAAUCAAACAACGCGAAACCUGGAUCGUGUGGCCGCAUCUUCAUCAAUUGCCAGCUUAAGGUGGUCGACCCAGAUACAAACAAAGUACUGGGAACCAAUCAGAGGGGUGAACUAUUGUGGAAGACUGACACCAUGAUGAACUGUUACUAUAACGAUCCAGAUGCCACAGCCGCAACCAUCGAUGAAGAAGGAUGGUUGCACUCGGGAGAUCUUGGAUACUACGACGAGGACGGAGAGAUCUUCGUGGUAGAUAGGCUGAAAGAACUGAUUAAAUACCGGGGUUUUCACAUAUCUCCAGCUCAAGUCGAGAGUGUGCUUUUGUCCCACCCUGGCGUCAAGGAGGUGGCGGUCGUAGGUUUGCCUCAUCCUGUGGACGACGAGCAUCCUAUUGCUUUUGUAGUUAGAACGGAGUCUUCUUUCACUGGGAAAGAGGUUACAGAACAGGAAUUAAUUGACUUGGUGGCGACUGAAAUGGCUGACAGCAAACGACUGCGAGGUGGAGUAAAAUUCCUGGAUCACCUACCAAAAACACCGUCAAAUAAAAUUCGACGCGGAUAUGUGCGAGACUUAGCGAGAUCUAUGGUAACAACGUGA